This is a messenger RNA of Thlaspi arvense, 1438 nucleotides long. NCBI's taxonomy places the organism in Eukaryota, Viridiplantae, Streptophyta, Magnoliopsida, Brassicales, Brassicaceae. The record is from the annotation of a GenBank genome assembly.
CUUCUUCGUAUUCUGCUCUUCACCUCUUAUCUCUUUUUAAUUUCUCACACCAUUGAUCUUCCUAGCUUUUCCUUUUGUUUUCAUCACUCCCUUAAUCGAAUAUAUAUGGUUUCCUAUUCCUUUUGCAAAGGAUCUACAAGGCAGACCUAAUAUAUCAACAAAGGGAUUUCAAGAACAUAUACAUAAUAUAGCCUCUACUUAAUUAGACAAACAAUGGAGUCAAUGGAAUCUUGUAGCGUUCCUCCAGGAUUCAGGUUCCAUCCAACGGACGAAGAGCUUGUAGGAUAUUAUCUAAGGAAGAAAGUUGCAUCACAAAAGAUUGAUCUUGAUGUCAUUAGAGAAAUCGAUCUAUACAAAAUCGAACCAUGGGAUCUACAAGAGAGGUGCCGAAUCGGGUAUGAGGAACAAAACGAAUGGUACUUUUUUAGCCACAAGGACAAGAAAUAUCCAACGGGAACAAGAACUAAUAGAGCGACAAUGGCUGGAUUUUGGAAAGCAACGGGAAGGGACAAAGCUGUUUAUGACAAAACAAAACUGAUUGGGAUGAGGAAAACACUUGUGUUCUACAAAGGACGUGCUCCUAAUGGCCUGAAAUCGGAUUGGAUCAUGCAUGAGUACCGGCUCGAGUCUGAUGAGAACGCACCGCCCCAGGAAGAAGGGUGGGUGGUUUGUAGAGCAUUCAAGAAAAGACCAACAGUGCAAGGCAAGAACAUGGAAACGUGGAGCUCAAGUUAUUUCUACGAUGAAGUCGUAUCGAGUGGAGUUAACUCGGUUAUAGAUCCCACUGAGUACAUAUCUAAUGAGCAACAUAACUUUUUUGGGAAAGGUUUGAUGUGUAAGCAAGAACUAGAAGGAAUGAUCGACGGUAUAAACUAUAUGCAAUCGAAUCAUCAAUUCGUUCAACUCCCGCAACUCCAAAGCCCUUCUCACCCGCUGAUGAAAAGGCCAUCGAGCUCGAUGUCCAUAACAUCAAUGGAGAACAAUUAUAACUACAACCUCCCAUUAGAUGGUGAAGAAAGGUUCGAGUCGUUAAUAAGCAGAGAGAAUAAAAGGAAGAAGAAGAAGCAAGUAAUGAUGAAGGGAGAUUGGAGAGAACUAGACAAGUUUGUUGCUUCCCAACUUAUGAGCCAAGAAGAUCAUGCAAGUUCAGGUUUAAUAAGUCAUGAAGAUAUGGAGAUGGAUUCGUCAAUGUCGUUGAACGACAGAGAUGAAGAGAACAGGUUCAUCAGUGAGUUCUUGAGUACAAACUUGGAUUGUGAUAUUGGAAUUUGCGUUUUUGAUAAAUGAUAGUAAUAUAACGUUGCCUUAUAUAUACUUCAUGUUUGAAUAUCAACGUACAAGCCAAUUAAAAGUAUACAUUUUUAUGAAAAUAAUUAAUGCUUUUUAAUUUAGGGUUGUGAAUCUGUGAGACAUAUACAUUUAUAUUACGACACGUACU